Opisthorchis viverrini is the source of this 639-nucleotide messenger RNA. RefSeq lists its product as hypothetical. The transcript has 3 exons. The record is from RefSeq and is a predicted model, not a curated record. NCBI's taxonomy places the organism in Eukaryota, Metazoa, Platyhelminthes, Trematoda, Opisthorchiida, Opisthorchiidae. Bases 1 to 639 code for a protein of 212 amino acids.
AUGAUGUUUCAUUCAAUGGUCGUGGAGCGACUGCGAGUUAGUUGCCAAGCUCGCCGGAAAGACCAACAGCCAGCCGAUCAACUACCAGCUAUACUGAGUCAUCUAAAAGGUGGCACUUGUUGGAGCAUUUCACUUCCCGCUUUCACAAAGUUGCUGAAAACUCUUCGACAGCCCACAACCGGUUUUGCCCUUCUUGGGGCUCAUCAGUUCGUUCGGAGUUCGGUGACCCUGAUUGGGCGUGAAUCGGGUCACGGAGAUGUUAGCCCACUGCCAGAAAAAUUGGCCAAGUUCGAGGAUUGUACUGUUCCAAAUUCAAAGCGGUCUCUAUCGCAGUUUCUCGGACGAGCAGCAUACUACAGCCGGUUCGUUAAAGAAUUCAACACGAUCGCUGCGCCACUGUGCGACUUGCUUGGGAAAAAUCGGAAAUUUGAAUGGACCGGGGAAGCGCAUGAGGCUUUCGAGAGUGUCAAAGCGCGGAUGUCGGAACAGCAACUGACUCUCAAAAUGCCCAGGGUCGGAGAGAUGUUCAUUGUUGCAACAGACUCUAGUGAUCGCUGUAUCGGCGCAGUCCUAAAGCAGAGGAAUGGAGUUAUUGAAUAUGCCAGUCGUGUCCUGACUAAUGCUGGACAGAAGUACUAG